UUCUCUAACUUAGAAUAUCCACAUGCAAUUAGUAAGCUGAUCACUCUAAAUUACUGAGAAGAUCAGCAGAGAUAGGGAGUUAAUUUCUUCAAACAUCGAUUGAUCCGCGGAUCAUGGCUCUAAGUAUGCCUGGCUUAAUCGUCAUGCCAAAGAUGAACAUGGUCCAAUCAAUUCCCAGUUGCAAGUCCUACCAACAUCAACCCAUGAUUAUGCUGCAUCCUCACCACGACCGUAUGCAUGCCAGGAAUAUUAGUCACUCCAUAAUAUGUGGAGCUAAAAGGCCAGGGGGGAUCAGCACAGGGAGUGGUGGACAAAUUAAUGGGACGAAGGGGUUGAGGGAGCAGAAUGUUUCUGAUCUCACCAGCUCAAAGACUGAUCAGAACGAUGGCAAGAAAAGCAAAGAAGAUGUCACCGCUACUCCAAAAAAGACUGGUUCUACCAAUUGAAAACAUAUUAUCGACAAUGAUAUCGACACUUUAUGAUAAUCCGUCUUCUAAUAAAUAACGGACUUGCUAUGCAAAGAAGAACUGGGAUAUAUAUAACAUUCUAAAAUAGCUAUGCUUUUUAAUAGAGAGAGUAGCUUGUGAGUAAGAUGCAUAAGUCUUCCUUCGAUCCGGUCUCAACGCGAAGCUCAAAGAUGUCUGAGAAGGAUAUGGCAAUUAAAGUAGAUGUCAUAUUAAUGGUAGAAAGCAUAUUGUAUGCAUAAAUAAUAAUCAUAUUAAUGGUAGAUGUCAUGUUUAAUGGUUCCUAUAAAUAAUAAUCAAAUGAUUAGUGAAGUGUUUUAGCCUGA
Prunus persica (peach) is the source of this 790-nucleotide messenger RNA. RefSeq lists its product as uncharacterized. The transcript is spliced from 3 exons. Bases 114 to 446 code for a protein of 110 amino acids. Lineage: Eukaryota; Viridiplantae; Streptophyta; Magnoliopsida; Rosales; Rosaceae. The record is from RefSeq and is a predicted model, not a curated record.